AAUUCGGUGGGUGUCUAUCGUUGGGGGUGCUGUUGCUUCGUGGAAACAACAAGAGCCAGCGUUUAGUCAUGAAGGCUUUUGCUUUUCUCUGUUGCGCUUUAGCUCUCUUUCAUAUUGGAGAAUCUGCAUGUGGCGGUGGCUCUGUGAGACUUGUAGGUGGCACUCAGGGACGUGAAGGAAGAGUGGAGUACUGCAGGAACAACCAGUGGGGAACUGUCUGUGAUGACUACUGGGGCAACAAUGAUGCCAAAGUUGUCUGUCGUAUGAUUGGAUAUUCAACUGAUGGUGCUGUUGGUUUUAGAAAUGCUUAUUUUGGUCAGGGAAGUGGAAGGAUAUGGCUGGACAAUGUUCAGUGUGUAGGAACAGAGACUAGCAUCAGUAACUGCCCCAAGAAUGCCUAUGGUGUCCAUAAUUGUGGCCAUAAUGAAGAUGCUGGGCUCAGAUGUCCACCUUGCGUUGAGGGCAGCAUGUAUCUAGUUAGAACUGGAAACAGUCGACAGGGUGUCGUCUUCCUAUGCCAUUCAGGCUCUUAUGGAACAAUCUGCCAUAAUAAUUGGGACCAAGCUGAGGCCCAGGUUGUCUGUAGACAGUUAGGAUACCCCACGGCAGCUGCUCAGAAUCAGUCUGUUGCAACUUCUGGCUAUUUCCCAGCUUUUGGUCCUAUUUGGGGCAACAAUCUUGCUUGUACUGGGACAGAGUCAAGACUGGCUAACUGCAGUGGGAAUUUGUUCACUAACAAUCCAGGCUGCAAUCACAACAGUGAUGCUGUUGUCAUCUGUCCACCUUGUACUCAGUGGGACAUGCAGCUAUACAGUGCUUAUGAUAACAUUCCGCCAUCAGAGGGUCUCCUUCAAGUGUGUAAUGCUCAAGGUCAAUGGCGUACAAUAUGCAAUCAUGGCUUCUGGUGUAACGAUGCUAAAGUGGCUUGCAGACAACUUGGCUACAACUCUUCAAUAAAUAUCAACAUAUUUUACAAUGCUGAUACGAUUUAUGGGUUUUUCAAGUUCAAUCGUGUGUAUCAAUAUGCCUGCACUGGAUCAGAGACCUCCUUCAACCAGUGUCCACAAACAUACGAUGCAUCAUGCAACAAUCCUCAACAUAAGUCUGUAGGGCUCCGCUGUGCAGCUGCACCCACUCAUGGCUGUGUCAAUGGGACUGCUCGUCUUCAAGGAGGCAGCGAUGCUUCUGAAGGACGGCUUGAGUAUUGCUAUGAGGGACAAUGGUCGUCAUUUUGUUGGCUUGCAGAUGAAACCGCAUCCGUUGCUUGCAAGCAGUUUGGAUACACUCAAUACAAUUAUGCUUCAUUAUUCAGUGAUGAGAGAUAUGGUGUAGGCUCUAUUGCUAGUGACUUUAAGCUCCUUGUAUGCUCCACCAGUGGAAGCGAGAGCUCACUCACUCAAUGCCAAAUACAACAUAGUAUUGCCUGUACUCCUGCUACCUGCCCUACUGAAUGGGGAAUGAAGUGCUUCAAUCCUGGUAUGUGUAAUGAAGGUACUGUCAGACUGGUAGAUGGUAGUAUAGAGCAGGAGGGACGUGUUGAGGUCUGCUAUAAUGGAGUGUGGGGCACUCUCUGUGACAGCAACUGGGGACAAAUAGACGCAUACAUUGUCUGCAGGCAGUUAGGAUACAAUGGUGCAGUAGCUCCCACUGCUCGAUCUAAUUCUUUUUAUGGUGAUGGGAUAUACCCAAUCGUGUGGGGAGUAGUACAGUGUAAAGGAUGGGAAGCAGGUCUGGGAGACUGCACUAGGAGAGACUAUUUGAACUUCUACUGUCUCAGGUCUGACAUUGCUGGAGUAUUGUGUGCUGAAGAUUGCCAGGAUGGUGAAGUAAGGUUAGUUGGUGGUGAUGGAGAUGGAGAUGAGGGAACAGUUGAGGUCUGUUAUGCUAACCUCUGGGGUAUCAUCAGUCAGGUUGGAUGGGACAAUAAUGAUGCUAAAGUUGUCUGCAGAUCACUAGGAUUUGACCCAACAAAUGCUAUAGCUCGUUAUGAUAAUUAUUAUGGCCGACCCAAUAAAACCGUGCAUCUCCUCAAUGUUGGUUGCGAUGGUACUGAGGACUCCAUCAGUGAAUGCUCAAAGACAGCUGUUACUCUUAAUGCUGGUAAAACACUCUACGCCAAUGCUUCUGCAGCUGGCCUUGACUGCCAACCAGAGCCUCCUACUCAACCAGCUUGUGUCACUGCAUCACCAGACUUUUCAGCUACUAAUUGUAUCAAUGGUCAGGUUCAUACAGUAGGAGGAGUCAAUGGAGUAGGUAGAUUGGAAUAUUGCUAUCUUGGACUCUGGUCUCCAUUCUGUUCCCUUGAUGAAACAACUGCUGCUGUAGCAUGCAAGAACCUCAACUACAAUGCAUAUACUUAUGCUAGUAUUGUCACUACUGGUGAAUUUGGUACCAGCAGCAACAUCAGUCUUUUCCAGAACAUUACAUGUUCUUCAAUUGUUGGAACUUCAACUCUAGCUUCUUGUAUUGUGAAUGCAGCUACUGGUAGCUGCUAUCCUUACUGUCCAGGGGCUAAUAUUGGGAUUAGAUGCUUUAAUACUACUGGUUGUACUGAUGGGGCUAUUCGUUUGGUUGAUGGCAUCAUUGAGAAUGAAGGACGUGUUGAAGUCUGUCGUGAUGGAGUGUGGGGCACUAUUUGUGAUGAUGGAUGGGAUACAACUGAUGCUCACGUAGUCUGUCAGCAGUUAGGACACCCUGAACUAGAACCAAUUGCAUUCUUUGGUUCUCAUUUUGGCGAUGGUAUUUACCCCAUCAUAUACUCCAACAUGGGCUGUGUUGGUCCUGAGAGCUCUAUUGUUGAUUGCACUAAGACUGAAUACUCCGGCUUUAGCUGUCCUAGAAAUAGAGUUGCAGGAGCACUCUGUGGAUAUGACUGUCAGAAUGGAGAUGUUCGAUUGGUCGGAGGCUCCAAGAACACUGAAGGAACAGUUGAGGUUUGCUUUGACAACAUCUGGGGCCAGGUAGCCGACUCAGGCUGGGGUGACAAAGACGCUGAGCUAAUCUGUAAGCUGCUAGGAUUCUCAACUGAUGGUGCUGCUAGUAGUAUAGGGUCUAAGUAUGGUAAGAAUAACAGGACUAUCAUGCUCAGUGAUGUAUAUUGUACUGGAGAUGAGACUGCACUUGAUCAGUGUGCCUAUACAUUCUACUCACUAAGUGAAGGGAAGACACUACUACCUCAAGUACAAGUGGCUGGUGUUUCUUGUCUUCCAUCAAACUGUAUACCACCUUCUGAUGUACCAGGAUCAGAGUGCACAUUUAAUACCGUACAAACGACUGGUGGUAGCUCAAAUGGAGUCGGUAAUCUAAGAUUCUGUUAUAAUGGAAACUGGUCUCCUGUUUGUCAGCUUGAUCCAUCCGAGGCAACUGUAGCAUGUCGUCAGUUGGGGUUCACCAAUUAUGAUUGGGCUGCAAUUAUUGAUGAUGGUAGAUAUGGAUUGACUCCUAACACAAGCAGUUUCCAAUACAUCAACUGCACUGGAGCAGUCAAUCCAACCUCAUUCAGUUUUUGCACUGUUGAGAGCACAUGUACAACAACUUGUGCUUAUCCUCUUGGAAUAAUAUGCCAGGAUCCACCUUCUACCCCUUGCACUAGUGGAGCUGUACAGCUUACCAACGGCCUCAUACAGCAGGAAGGACGUGUUGAAUAUUGUCUCAAUGGAGUGUGGGGCAGCAUAUGUGAUGUGGGAUUUGAUAAAUCAUCCGCUCUUGUCGUCUGCAAGCAGCUAGGAUAUGGCAUUGGAGAGCCAUACAUAUACACUGGCUCAAUGUUUGGAGAUGGCAAUGGCCCUAUUGUAUAUUCUGAUGUGAUGUGUGGUGGAUGGGAGGCCAGCAUUGAUAGCUGCAGUAAGAGCCAGUAUCCAUGGUCCAGCUGCUCUCGUAGAAACGUCGUAGGAAUUGCCUGUAGAGAUGGUUGUACUAAUGGAAUGGUUCAGUUGUAUGGCGGUACUGACACAGCUGGAACUGUCCUUGUAUGUCAGGACGGGUUCUGGUCAAUGAUUGGUGAUUCUGGCUGGGACAAUUCCGAAGCAGCUGUUGUCUGUUCUCAACUCGGCUUUGAUAGAUUAAAUGCCGUUGCUAAUUCAAAUGCUCAGAAAGCCAGCCGGCCUAUACUAACCACUGACUAUAAUUGUGGUGGAGCUGAGCUCUCAAUUGGAAACUGUUCCUCAACUUCGUACAACUACACUGUAGGACGAUCAAUUCAAAGUGUUGCAACAGUUGCAGGUGUCACCUGCACUCCAUUCCCACCAACCAGCCCUCCAACUAUAUGCUCAGUCACUCCUUCUCAAACUGGAGUUACCUGUUCUACUGGAGAUGUUAAAUUCCUUGGAUCAUCUACUGAUAGAGGAGUCCUAAUGUACUGUUAUAACAGCACGUGGUCUCCUUUCUGUAUGCUUGACUCAAAGGUGGCCCAAGUAGCUUGUAGACAGAUGGGAUUCACUCAAUAUAGCUAUGGUAGGAUAUUCACUAAUGGAGAGCUUGGUAACAGCGGAUACAACUACAGUACAUUCACUAGCUCAUCUUGCACUGGCUCUGAGUCUUCAUUGAUUCAAUGUAACUUCACCAGUGGAGGCUGUGUGCCUACUUGUGCAAGCAACAUUGGACUAAGAUGCUUCAGUGUUGGCAGUGGUGGUACAACAUGCCAGCAAGGUGAUAUUAGGCUAGUUAGAGGUGCCAUACAGCAAAUGGGAGCAGUCCAGAUGUGUGUUAAUGGCUUGUGGGGAGAGAUUUGUCCUGAUGGUUGGGAUGGACCCGAUGCACUCACUGCGUGCAAGCAAUUAGGAUAUGCUAAUGCUGCAAGUACUGCAUUUGUUGACUCUGCCUUUGGAAUUGGUGAUGUACCGAUUGUGUAUUCAAACUUUGGCUGUCAAGGAUUUGAAACAAGUCUUUCUGCCUGCAGUAAAGACAGCUAUCCAAGCUUCACUUGCAACAAUGGAAACACAGCUGGAAUACUAUGUGCUGAUGGCUGUACUGAUGGAGACUUGCGUCUAGUCAAUGGUACUACAGGAAGAGAUGGAACGGUUGAGGUCUGCUAUGAUAACCUGUGGGGUCUCAUUGGACAGACUGGGUGGGGUGUUAAUGACGCAGCAGUUGUCUGCAGACAAGUCAACUUAAUGACUGAUAAUCCAACUCCAAUAAUGAAUGCAUACAAUCCAAUGAAGACCAUUCACUUGAACAGUGUCUAUUGUACUGGUAGUGAAACCUCUAUCUCUCAAUGCAGAGCCUAUAAACUACCAAUAAACAGUCCCAGCAGUACUAACCAGCCUGUAGUUGGUGUACACUGUCCACUGCCCAAUAUAACUACCUCUACGGUUCAAAUGUCUUCAAGUGCUGGAGCAACAGGCCUGGGUGCUACAGCUACUGCUAGUGCAAUAUCAUCUGAAAAUGCACUUUAUGUGCUGACCGGUAUUUUUGGAGUUUUGAUUGUAAUUGGAAUUCUCUCUGUUGUACUAUUGUUUGGUGUCCUUUAUCAUGCUUAUCAAAAGGGCAGACAGUCCGAAGACAUACUCAAGACCACCAGUGCUAAUGCAGACCUAUCCGACAUGCCAUUAUAUUCUGUAGUCAAUAAGAACAGAGACUCCAUGGUCUCUUAUUCAGCUUCUGCUGGAGGAAUGGUUGACUUUCCAGGAGAGAAGGACCAAUAACUUAUUUGCCAAUAACACAUUAUAGUUUACUUACAUAUACAUACAUACACCCAACAUAAUGAUAUGCAUAUAACUCACUGCUGUUUGCAAUGUGCAGAAGCUGUUCACAAAAUGCUGCAGUUUUUAUUGUAAUAAUAAAAAACAAUACAAACUAUAAAA
This is a messenger RNA of Amphimedon queenslandica, 5801 nucleotides long. RefSeq names its product scavenger receptor cysteine-rich domain superfamily protein-like. Lineage: Eukaryota; Metazoa; Porifera; Demospongiae; Haplosclerida; Niphatidae. Gene Ontology annotation, cellular component: membrane. The coding region runs from base 69 to 5642 and encodes 1857 amino acids. The transcript is spliced from 28 exons. The record is from RefSeq and is a predicted model, not a curated record.